AUGAAGAGCAGAUUCUUUAAAAAGUCCUCAUCCUCUUCCAAAAACGAAAAUAUAACUCAAUCGACCUCUUAUGAUUCCCAACUUUGUGACCAACUUCAAAAAUCCUCUUUAAAUAUUAAACAACGUAAAAACACCCUUACAAAUCCAGCUUCAACAGAAACAAUUCAAAGAAAAUCGUCCUCAUUUACUCAAAAAAUUUGUUGUCCUACACCUUCCUCCUCAUCCUCUACUCAAGGAAUUAUUGGUUGUAGUAAUGGAUUGUUUGAAUGUUGUAAUAAUACUUGUACAAGUUUAUUUCCAACAGAGAUGCAGCUAAUAGCGGAGGGGAAGCGUGCUUAUUUUGGGAGGAUUAGGAAAGACCUUGGAGAACCAUCAGAAUCAUUAAUUAAUUACUCUCCUACCCUCUCACAUAAGCAACAUUUAAUAGAACAAAGGUUACUACAACAAUAUGGGGUUAAUGUGAGUAACAACAAUACAACAACAAAUAAUUCAAAUAAUAACCAAAUAGCUCAAUUAGUAUUUACAUUAGCCCAACAAUUAAAUAUAAAAGAUUUGGAAAUUUAUAAAUUAAAAAAUAAAUUAAAAAGAAUUGAGAAAAGGGACGAAAAUUUUUUUGAAAAAUUAAAUAAUGAGGUAGAAGUGAAGGAAAAUGAAAUUAGAGAAAAUAAGGAGGAAAUAAAAAGAUUGAGAAGAAAAUUAAAAUAUGCUGAAAUUGAAUUAAAUAUAGCUACUAAUAAUAAUUUUAAAAUGAAUAAUGAAAGGGAUAAGGGUGUAAUGGAAGAAGUGGAAUUUGGUAGGGAGAAGGUAGAAUUUGUAAAAAUAUUAAAACUUCUUUAA
Messenger RNA from Meloidogyne enterolobii, 837 nucleotides. The record is from the annotation of a GenBank genome assembly. NCBI's taxonomy places the organism in Eukaryota, Metazoa, Nematoda, Chromadorea, Rhabditida, Meloidogynidae.